Messenger RNA from Olea europaea var. sylvestris, 1577 nucleotides. RefSeq lists its product as uncharacterized. Gene Ontology annotation, cellular component: mitochondrion. Lineage: Eukaryota; Viridiplantae; Streptophyta; Magnoliopsida; Lamiales; Oleaceae. The record is from RefSeq and is a predicted model, not a curated record. The transcript has 12 exons. Bases 93 to 1094 code for a protein of 333 amino acids. Gene Ontology annotation, biological process: glycerophospholipid biosynthetic process.
UCCUUGAGAGAACGGUCGCACCACUACUUAUCUUCCAUAGGUGUUUUUUUUACUUUCAUUUUAUUUUUUCGAGACACAAUUGUAGAUGAAAAAUGAGGUUUCGAGUCAAACAGCCAUUGCCACUGUCUUACCUCCGACCACCUCAAUCUUCUUCGUCGCUCAACUCAGUCCCGAUACAGUCAUCAUUUGGGAUAGCAUUUGAUAUAGAUGGGGUCAUAUUACGAGGCCAAACACCAAUUGGAAAUUCCCAUAAAGCACUAAAGAGACUGUAUGAUGAUUCCGGUGCUUUGAAGUUCCCUUUUCUGUUUUUGACAAAUGGUGGAGGUUUCCCAGAGUCUAAAAGAGCCUAUGACUUGAGCAACCUUCUAGGUGUGAAGAUUUUGCCUUCUCAGGUAGUGCAGGGCCACUCACCUUUUAGAACUUUUCUGAGCAGAUUCGAGAAUGAACUCAUCAUUGCUACUGGAAAAGGUGACCCUGCUGAAGUGAUGUCGGAGUAUGGCUUCAAAAGAGUUCUCUCCCUAGAUGAGUAUGCAUCAUACUUCGAUCACAUUGAUCCUGUAGCUCAUUAUAAAGGGUGGGCCAGUAUUAAGGAUUCCGAUUGGCCAAAAAAUUCCCCAAAGUCGGUCUCAAGCCCUGAUGUUAUCACUAACAAAGUUAAAGCAGCAUUUGUUGUUAGUGAUCCUGUUGACUGGGGGAGGGAUAUUCAGGUGCUUUGUGACAUUUUAACAUCUGGAAAUCUUCCUGGAGAGAACUAUGGGCGUCAGCCACCUUUAUAUUUUGCUGCUGAUGAUCUGCAAUAUCAGGCUGCAUUUCCUUCAGAACGUCUUGGUAUGGGUGCAUUUAGAAUAGCCCUUGAAAGUAUCUUCAACAGAAUUCACAAUAAACCUUUGCAGUAUACGUGUUUAGGGAAGCCAAAUCCCUUUGUUUACAAAAACGCUGAAACCAUAUUAAGAGAAAUCCAGAAAUCCUCUUGUCAUUGCAAUGCCAUUGUGGAAAAUGCAGAACAAGGGUCACAUUCUUUCAAGACCCUAUAUAUGAUAGGUGAUAAUCCUUUAGUUGAUGUUAAAGGAGCGCAUCAGGCAAGGAGUCCUUAGUUUUCUAUUUUGACCAGGACAGGCGUUUUUAGGCAAAAAGAGAACCAUGCAGAAUAUCCAGCUCAUCUGGUUGUUGAUACUGUGGAAGAGGCUGUGGAAUUUAUACUGAAAAGGGAAGUUGCUUCCUAGUUGAAAUAGCAGUCGUCAAUUUUUAGUGAAGCGGUGAAAAUACGACAAAACAUCCAUUGUUCCUUGGUUAAGAUGUAUAAUUGUUUCAUCUGUUAUAUUCAUUCAUCUGAUGCUCAACAAUCAUUCAUUCAUCAAGGUCUACUAUAAUGACUUAAUGACAUUUUUUGGCAAGGUGAAUUAGACAUUGCUCUACGAUACUAAGAGAGGAAAAAGGUAAAAACUUAUAUAUUGUACCGAUAUGUCUUAUCAAGCUAAACAUGUCUUAAGAACAUGUUUGGUAAGUUAGAUUGUAACUUGUGGUGAAAAACACGUCCUUGAAAAUGGAAGAAUUAAACACAGACAACAUUGGGUACA